Amoebophrya sp. A25 is the source of this 769-nucleotide messenger RNA. The record is from the annotation of a GenBank genome assembly. NCBI's taxonomy places the organism in Eukaryota, Dinophyceae, Syndiniales, Amoebophryaceae.
CGAGCGCACCAGUGAAAAAGGGUGGGCCAUCCUCGAGUCGUGCUACGCAGAUGAAUAUGACGAAGAGUUCUAGUACCAGUCGGGAGAUGCAGAGCAAGCAGCAACCGCCAAGACAAGAAAUUCUGAAGCAAGGAAGACCAGAUCAAUCGAACCCUAAUAAGGCAAAUUCGAGUACCGACGUCAACAAAUCUGAUGCUUCAAACUCGUCGACUAACAAAUCGAAGAAUGAAAAUCACGAUAAUCCACCAGGAAGCGCGCCUGGUACCUCAUCAACACGGUCGGACAAGAGCGCUCGAACAGUAGAAAGCAAACAAUCAUCUCCAAUCAAGGCGGGCAAGUUGCAACAUGCGCAGAAGGCGCCAACAUCUCAUGCGGUUGCCUUUUCCGGCGAGAGUAGCACCACAAAAGACAGCGUUGACAAGGGAGAAAUCCACAAACGAGAUUCCAAAGAAGCGGGUUUUGGCGUAGGUUUUUCGGCCCCGCAUGGGGAGAAAACAGGAGCGCGUGACAAAUCGGAUCGCGCAGCAAAGACAAAAAAGUCUCGCGAAUCUGGAAAGAGCGAACAUCAUUCGAACCGAAAAGCUACCAGCGAAACGAGCAAUCUGCGAAAGAAAUCUUCCAACACAUCGGCAAAGACGUCGAAGAAACAACAGCGGGAACAACAAUCUGCAGUAGGUCUAGGUGCAGAAGGGACGAACAAGAAAAAGAAUGCAGAAACACCCCGAGCACCAGCAUCGACAUCUUCCGCAGGAGAGAAGCGGCGUGCCGG